This is a messenger RNA of Trichomonas vaginalis G3, 558 nucleotides long. Its product is annotated as organellar and viral DNA polymerase type B. The transcript has a single exon. Bases 1 to 558 code for a protein of 185 amino acids. The record is from RefSeq and is a predicted model, not a curated record. Lineage: Eukaryota; Parabasalia; Trichomonadida; Trichomonadidae.
AUGGACAAAGAUUGCGACAUGGUAUAUAAAAACAUUUCUGACAUAUAUAAAUCUGAAGAAUUUAAGACCUACGAUAACUUUGUUUCAUUAGUUGCAAAAUGUGUUUGGGAAAUAAGAGAUAAAGAUAGAAGAGGUAAGGUAUGGAAUGAACAGAUAAGACCCGCUAUGUUUGAGAUGAAGAAAACCAUUGACGCCUUAGUUGUUUUAGCAGGUAAGGUUUCAGAAUAUAACGCAAAGUUGAACCCACAAUGUUCUAAAUGUAAAGCAGCAAUAAGGAAAUAUAACUACUCCGUCAAAGAGAUAGAAAGAAUGAGAAACGACUAUGCAGACUUAAAGAAAGAAGCAGAAAAGCCAGCAGAAGAUAAAAUGAACAUGUUAGAAUUUCUGAACAAAAACUAUCCAACAGCAGAAGAUUUCCUUCUAUCUGACGUCAAGAAGAAGUAUAAAGAAACCUUCGGUAUUGUUAAAACUUUUGACAUACUGACAGAAGAAAUAGAAGCUACGAAAUUGUUUAGGAUUUCAAAUAUACAUCGUACAAUUCAUGUAAAACGUUUAUAA